AGUCAGCCAGUCACCUCAAGUGCGCCCGGGUGCGUGGAGCAGACGGUGCCGCGGAUCUCUUGACACACAAAACAGCAGACAAAAAAAGCACAGAGAAUGGGACUACAGUCUGUGAACCUGGACCAAGCCUAAGUUGGGUCAACAAAGCAAGAGGUCCAAAGCGUAAACCUUCCUAAAGUAAGAAAAGCACGUUGUUUUGGUUCACAAUGGGCUGCUGUAGCGGACGGUGCACUCUCAUCUUCAUCUGCACUUUACAACUGGUGUUGGCUUUAGAGAGGCAGGUGUUUGACUUCCUCGGAUACCAGUGGGCUCCCAUCCUCGCCAACUUUUUCCACAUCAUUAUAGUUAUCCUCGGCCUCUUUGGCACCAUCCAGUACAGGCCACGCUACAUUGUGGUGUACACAGUAUGGGGUGCUCUUUGGGUGGCCUGGAAUGUGUUCAUCAUCUGCUUUUACCUGGAUGUAGGAGGACUGUCCAAGGACAGUGACUUGCUGACAUUCAAUAUUUCUGCGCAUCAUUCGUGGUGGAGUGAACAUGGUCCAGGCUGCGUGCGGAGAGAGCUGCAGCUGACUCCAGGGGGCCGCACCACACCCGAGGCCCAAUCCUACAUCAGUGUCAUGGGCUGCUUUGUGGACUACCAGUAUAUCGAAGUACUACACAGCAGUAUGCAGAUACUUGUAGCGCUCCUUGGCUUUGUCUACGCCUGCUACGUUGUUAGCGCCAUAACUGAAGAGGAAGAUAGCUUUGAUUUUAUUGGUGGAUUUGACCCAUUCCCUCUGUACCAUGUCAAUGAGAAACCAUCUCAUCUCCUCUUAAAGCCCAUGUACCCGUCUACGUAAAUGAAAAGACCAACGAUGUGAUUCUGCAAGUUUUCUCAGACAUCUUGCUUGAGCUGCCCAUAUAGUUUUGUUGUUUCUCAAAUUUGUGAUUGUUUUGAGUAUAAUGUUUUCAGCCCCAUAAGAAAACAUUACAAGGAGCUAUGCAUGGCACUUGAGAGGUUUUCAUUGUAGGCUCACAUUUGGCUCAACUUUCAAUCAUUUCAUGUUCAGUCUGUGCCUCAUUGGUCUGUUAUUGCUAGUUCAAGUCUUGACUUUAGGGGCAAUUUUGCUCUGUCUGUUAAUUCUAUGCUAAGAUUUUAAACAAGAAUGGUGCAGGAAGAGGCAAGAGGGACCACUGGGUACCAGAAGGCCAUGUACCAAAAGAACCAAACCUGUCAAGAAGAAAUUGUAAAUAAAGAAGCAAGAAAAGGAGAUUAGUUGAAUGCAAAGACAUGUUAAAAAGUCCAAAUACAUCGACAGGCAUGUUUUAUUUCUGGAAACCUCAAAGGGCCAGCGUUUGAGGCUUCUGUUCAAGGCAGCUUUGUUUUCACGUACUCACAAAUCUGACAAGAGGUUACAGAGCAGUAUAUUUUUAACUUGCAAAAAAUGUUAUUGCACCCAUUGAGCUGAUUUGAGACUCAAUGUUAAAGCAUCUCCCAUUGAGGGAUAUUUGUCUUUGUAUUAUAAAAGUGAGAGGUCUUGGCUGGCCUGCAAAGAGGGAUAAUCAGUCAGGUGUAUCUAUGACCAAUGACAAAUUACGAAGGUCAGCAUCUUCUAACAAAAGUGGCUAAAGGAAAGUACUAUGGUGGGAAUAAGGCUGCAAGAAUCUCUCAAACUACCAAGUGACAAAUGUUCAUAUUGUUUAAAAAUAGCAUGUUUUCAAACUCUGACUGUAUGACUAUUGUGGAUGUACAAACGUAUUACAAGUAAGAUCUGGGGAAACUUUUCAGUACACAUUUUGCCUGGUUCUGUCAACCUUUCAUUUGUUACUCUUUAUUGCCCUCUGGAGUUAAAAGUGAUAAAGUACAAAGUGUAAAGCUGCUCAAACAUAACCCUAUUUUCUUUCAAAGGGCAUUCUGUAGAAUGAAUGUUAAUAGUACUUUUUCUAUAGCACAACUUGGUUGCAGUAUUUUAUUAGUUCUCUAAAUAAUUAACAAUUAUUACAAAGAUCAUAUUGUCUGCCUGUGAUCAACCUCUUUAAACACUGCAGACUGUUUAUGCACUCUUGGAUGAAUUGCUGUAGUAAAAAAAGAUCACAAAGCACCUCAUGUUCAAGUAUCAGAGCAGUCUUCCUCUUGGUAGAGCCUUCCAGAGACUACUGGAGAUAGUAGGUUGUGAAUGUGCAACAGAAAAAAAUCCACCUCUUUAUAUAUCAUUUGACUACAGAUCACAGUUCUGUUCAAUUUUGGUGUCUGACUGAUCAAGCCUGUUUGUGCAUUGUUGUAUUGUGUGUUUUUGUAAAUAAAUAUUUGUUAAUAAAAUGAAGUGAUUUGU
Messenger RNA from Periophthalmus magnuspinnatus, 2312 nucleotides. RefSeq names its product sodium/potassium transporting ATPase interacting 4 (gene nkain4). Gene Ontology annotation, biological process: regulation of sodium ion transport. The transcript has 7 exons. Lineage: Eukaryota; Metazoa; Chordata; Actinopteri; Gobiiformes; Gobiidae. The record is from RefSeq and is a predicted model, not a curated record. The coding region runs from base 207 to 839 and encodes 210 amino acids.